Messenger RNA from Melanotaenia boesemani (Boeseman's rainbowfish), 1658 nucleotides. Its product is annotated as myoD family inhibitor domain-containing protein 2-like. The transcript is spliced from 5 exons. The record is from RefSeq and is a predicted model, not a curated record. Lineage: Eukaryota; Metazoa; Chordata; Actinopteri; Atheriniformes; Melanotaeniidae. The coding region runs from base 100 to 834 and encodes 244 amino acids.
CACUGAAUGAUGCAUCUGUGAUUAAAGCUGCACCCUGGAUUGUCUACACAGACAACACAUGCAAGAGAUGUAUGCCGUGCAUGCCUGCUGGAUACCGUGAUGGAAGACAAACUGAAUCCUGCAGAUGUGAAUGAAAAGAAAGAUGACAAAAGUGACGGGAAAUUGCAGUUUGACGACUCGCGAAUCAUUGCCCCAACCUGGUCUAAUAAAGUGGACUCAGGAUCUUUGACUGGCGUCCACAGUUUGUCAGAACAGGCCUCCACUGAGGACACUGAAUUAUCUCCAGCUGACUCAUCUGGGAAAGUAUUCUCACAUAAAACAAAAACGGUCCCUGUACAUGAGGUGCACAACUCCAGCGGUGCGUCAAUCUGUAGCGCACGUUCUGUGGAGAAAGAUCAGCCCAGGCCUCUUCAAGCUGCGCUUCCAUCCUCCACUGAGGCCCGAACAGCUCCGGAUGGAAGCCAGUCGUUCACAUCCAUCAGGAGUCAAGGAAGACAGAAAACCACCACUGUUCACACCGAGGCAGAUGGAGGCGACCUUUGUGCUACAAUCCUACUGGCCUGCCUUUUCUGCCAUCCACUGGACUGUCUGCUGGCCACGAUGAGGGGGUGCAACACAUGUGUCGGUUCCCUGUGCGCCUCGCUGUGCUUGCCUCUUUGCGGUUGCGAGCCCACCGCCCUGCAGCCUCUCCUGGACGUCUCUGAAAACUGCGACACGUGCGGAUGUCUGGGUGUCCGCUGCUUCCUGUGUGACUGCCCCAUCUGCGACAUCUGCCUCCAGGCUACCGAGUGCCUGGAACUCGCCAUGGAAAUCUCUCAAAUGCUUUACCACUGAAAAUCACACCCAGACAUGAACCAACAGUUAUCAUUUAUUUAUUAAAAUCCUCUGAAAGCAAACGUGUUGGGACAAGACAUGUUUACGGUAAACAACGUCAGCACAAUGUCAGGACAGGACGCCGUUAAUAUGGUGGAGAGCAGUUGUGUGUGUAAAAAAAACUGACCAUGUACUUUGAGUAUAGGACUGGAAACACAGUUUCCAACAAUGCGCCAAGGAGCUGCUCUCACCUCAAACAUAGCUCAAACAUUUGCAUGAACGGCUGAGGACACCUUAAAAAGCAUCACAACCAGUCAAUUUCACUCAAACAACCAUCAGGUACAGAUGUUUUUGGCUGCUUGUUGGAGAAUAAAGCUACAUCGGUGUUAAAAACAAAACAAUAAGCAGGAAUUUUAUCAAACACAUUAAAAAACUGUACAUAAGGUUGUGUGAAGCAUCUGACAAAUUAAAUACGAUUCUAAAUUUGGUGGCUAUGCAAUAAAACCGCAUCUAGGUUUCACUCAGUCAUACAUUAUUAAGAAGGUGAGACUAGUGGUUUUUAAAGAGUCAAAGCCUCUAAAAAUUCAUACUACAUUGAGCAUUAAUUCAUUAUUAAAUAAUGAUUUGAUCAUCCAGAAAAUCUUAGUAGAACAUGCUAACUGGUUAAAAACAAAAAAGUCACUCCGUGAUCAAACGACAACACAGAUAUUAUUCAUGAAAAACCACUUAAACUAUCAGGUAUCAAAAAAGAUGUAAUGAACUACAGUACUGUGGUAAAAGAAAAAAAAAUCAUUUCUUAUUCGGUCUUGCAUUUCUAUUUGUAGAGUACAUAUAUGUAAAAAUAA